This is a messenger RNA of Paraglomus occultum, 1575 nucleotides long. The record is from the annotation of a GenBank genome assembly. Lineage: Eukaryota; Fungi; Glomeromycota; Glomeromycetes; Paraglomerales; Paraglomeraceae.
AUGCCUCUUUGGAAAGAGAAAGUCUUGAAACCGUUUCGUAGACUCAGUCAGAGAAGCAAUAAGAAAGAUAAAUCAAAGCCAACUACUUCACAUGCUAGUGUCGAGGCGGAUGGAAAGGCAGAAGAGACUAAAAUCUCUCACUCUCAUGCCCGUUCUCGCUCUAACAGCUCAGCAAGUUCAAGUAAAGCUGAGGCAAGCCAGAAUGCCGACCAACAUGUCAUCUCUAGACCAAGAAAGCCUGGUCAAUGGACAACAGUUGCUGGUGGAGAGAAAGAUCCUGUUGCCCAAUGCGGCGUCGUUGUUCAAAAAGAUGUCUUUAAAACCUGCCUUGAUUUGACAGAAUAUGAUUUCUCUCAAGUCGAUAAACAUGCACGUGGUACAAGCAAGGCAAAUACAGUGCGGGAACUAUCGAAACGUCUCACAUCUCGCUGGAAAGGCAAGGAAAUAUAUCAAUUGCGAGCCAUAUAUACCUGGAUUGCCGAAAAUAUUUCAUAUGACGCUAACGCUUUCUUCUCUGGAAAACCUGGUAGUCAGAAUGCCGACGAUGUAAUGAAAAAAGGCACUGCUGUUUGUGAUGGGUAUGCCGAGCUUUUUAAAGCGCUCGCUGAGGAGGCAGGAUUGAAUGUACGGAAGAUUACUGGGAAGGCAAAGGGUGCUGGCUAUAAGCCGGGCGACGAUUUAGAAACUUCCCAAUUAGAACAUGCCUGGAUUGGUGUAUGUCUUGACGGCGAAUAUCUGCUCAUUGAUCCAACGUGGGGUGCUGGUACACUGAACGGCCGAACGUUCAAUCGCCACUUCGAUCCGUUCUACUUCCUGGCUAGUCCCCAACAGUUUAUAUAUUCUCACCUCCCUGACGAUGAGAAUGAACAAUACCUCAGCCCUCCAGUUACGCAGGAACUAUUCAUUAAACUGCCAUUUGUUAAGCCGCCAUUCUUUAGAAGCGGCCUCAUGCUAGUCGAGUACGUUGGAUCGGAAAUAAAGGUUAAACACGACAAGUUUGAAAUGGAAGUGGUAAGGUGUAUUCCAGAUGAGAGCAAACCAUUGCAUGCGGUGUUGGAAUGGGAAGGAAAGAAAGUAAACUGUCUGGUUCAGAGGGUCGGUGCGAAAAUUGGAUCAGAAGGAGAGAGGUUUUAUACCAUUCGUUGCGAGAUACCCAGCUCGGGAGAGGGAAAGUUAAACUUAUUCGUACUGCUCGAAGGGAACAAGGGCCCCAUUGCAGCUAGCUUUAAAGUUGUUAACCAUGGCAAUGGUUCGAGAUCUCCGCCAUAUGUCCAAACUUUCUCUGUCCCAUUCACCUUUACCAUCUCCGAACCUAUCUACUCUAAGCUUGCAUACAAUCGUAGAACCAAAUUCGAACUUACAAUAUUUGACAAGGAUGAAAAUGAGUUACCCGAAUUCGACUUGUUUACUCCUGAUAAGGAAACAAGGAAAUUACAGAAGAUUUCCUGGUGUCCCGGAGACAAGAGUACGACAUAUGCAAUAGACACUAUACUGAAUAUUAAGGGUGAAUGGGUUUUAGUGUAUACCGAAGGUGGUAAUUCUGUUAACUUUAUUGCUCAAUACGAAGUUGAGUAG